AUAUUUUAUUAUUUUUUAGAUUUUAAAAUAUCACUUAAAUAUAAUUUUAUUAUACUAAAAAGAUUAAUUUUUAGAUAAAUCAUUUUAAAAAAACUAUAUAAUUUUAUGAUUUUAGUUAUAUUAUAAUAUUUACUAAUAAAGACUUAAAUAAUUAGAUAUCAAAAUUAUUCUUUUAAUUAAUAAAAAAUAAUUUGAAUAAUUUCUAAUAUUUUUUUAAAAAAAAUCUCAUAAAAUCAUGUUUAAGAUAAGUUAGUACUUGUGUGUGUGACAAAUAUCUAAGAUUUAAUAAUUAGAAUAUAAAAUUUGAUCUAAUCUUUAAUUCAAAAGAUCGAAGUGAUUGUGAUUUUCAGAAGAAAAAAAAAUCUAGGUGAAAAGCUCAACAAGUUAGUUCACAUGUUGAAGCGUGAAAGGAUUACUUUAAGAAUAUUAAAAGAAUCAUCAUUAUUAAUCAAAGAGAUUUUUUUUUAUUGAAGAAGUUGUGAAAUCAACUCCAUGGUUUCGUUGGAAAAACAAUUUUAGUAGAUGAAUGAUCUUCCAAAGAAUCAUUGUCUGCUAAUGAAGAAACUUCAUCAAAGAGAAUAUAUGUUUCGAACAAUAAAGAUGAUGAAGAAGUUUCGGUCAACACAAUUUUUAAACCUAAUUAAUCAAAUUCUUUGCUCAUAUGCGCUUUUAUAUUUAUAUAUAACCAUUAACCUUUCAUAUAAAAAUAGAAUAAAAAAUAAUCAAAAUUCAAGGUUAGUUGUUCAAUUUUUUAUUAGAGGUCUAUUUUUUUUAUUUGUCCCGGGCCUCCAAAAAGUUAGGACCGGCCCUGAAUGCAUUAAUCAUUGAAUGAAUCUAAAAAUUUAAAUUUUUCUUAUAAUAAAGACCAGAGGGAAUACUAAUGAGCAACUUUAGUAACAAUGACGCCACAAAAUUUUAGGUCUCAAAAAAUUUUCAUCAUGUUACUUAUUCCUCCACAUCCAAAGUUUAUGGCAAGUUGCCCAAAAUUCCUCCUACAACAUAUCUCCAUUAAUACCAAAAUCCAAACUCAAAAUAAUAUUCACCCACUCCUUAAUAUUACUAGUAAAAAAGGAGUCUUUUAUAUCCAACUUAACCACAUUAGUUCAAAUUGCAAAAGUCAAAGAAUCGCUAAAGAAAUGUAUAAUGGAUUCCACCUAUGUUCUAUGGUGACUACAAAAAGAUCUCCCUAAUUGCAUUUUAUUUUUCUUCUCAUUGAUCAUUAUCCUACCAUGAUACACCAACCAAAUAAAGACCCUUAUUCGUUCAAGAAUUUUAAGCUUCCAUAUCAACACCCAACUAUCCUCGUCAUUUUGCCUACCAAAAUUACACAGUAAUUAUAACCUGAUGAAACAGUAAAUUCACCCUUUCCAUUGUUUUGUCAACAACAAAUAUCUCUUCCACUAUUACCAUCGGGAGGCAAUAGAUAGAAUUUUAGUUACCAUAUUUUGAGGAAACAAAUAAUUUUAAAGAACCAUAUCAUAUUGACCAUGUUGAUCCAAUAAGUCCUCUAAAUGCUGGUAAGAAGAUGUAUUGACACCAUCUAUAUUAAUAUCCAUCAACUUUUUAUUUGGUUCAACCCAACAAUGAGACUAAACAUCUAUAUUGACACCAUGUAAUAGUGAUAAGAAAUGUUUGGAGAUUAAAAGUUUCCAAUAAACCAUAUAUCUUAUGGUUUACUUUCAACUCUCAUAUCCAAUUAUUCACAGAGAAGAACGUAUGACACUAUGUUGUCGUUUUCUCGAAUGGGGUAGUUUUUAUCAAGGUUACCUGAUAAUUAAUGUAGUGCAUUUUUUAAAGGUUGAAUAAUUAGAAAACUCUCAUUAACCCUUUAAAUAAGUGCUUUUAUUAUUUGUUCAUCAACUUAAACUUAUUUCCACUAAUAAAAUAAAAAAUAAAUGAGCUUUUAGCCUUUCUACAAAAAAAAGGGUGCAAACAAGAUGAAUAAAGGUGGGACAAAGUUAAAAUUCAACUUAAGGCCGAAAAAGGAUCAAGGAGGCUGAAAAGCAAGAAGCUAAUCGAUUAGGUAACCUACACGUUUCAAAUUUCAGACAAAAUCAAAUUGAAUCUUUAUCUCCAAGCAAAAGAAAACAGUGCAUUACUAGCAAGCGUGCAAGAUCUUUAAUAUCAUCAUUACCUAAUCGAUUAGGGCAAAAUUUUAAUCAAUUAGAUGACUUCUUUUUUAAAAGUUUUGCUUCUCAUAUUUUCUGGGCCGAAUCUUCAUUGAUUUUGUGAAGCUGUUGCACGCUCAGAGCGUCAGAGGAAGCAUUAUAAAUAGGCAACUCUCUCUUUUUUUUUUUCAUCUCAUACUUUUCUCUCCACUUCUUUUUCUCUGGUGUGAGUUUCACUCUACACCAUAAAUAUCAUCGCUCAUGACCUUCACGAAACUCUUCAUCAAGAAGACUAUUUGUAGAAAGGUCAACUGAAACUCAGAUGACAACUAUACAUGACCUUGUCUACUCAAUUUGCUUGAUUGCAAGAUAUAUGGAAAGGCCAACUAAAACUCACAUGACAACUAUAAAGAGGAUCCUCGGGCACUUGAAGUAACCAAUUAGUCUUGUCUCAUGUAUGAUAAAGACAAAGAAUGGAAGUUUGUUGAAUGGUCAAAAUCAGAUUAAGCAAGAGAUCUAAUAGAUAAAAGAAGUACUUUGAAAUAUGUUUUUUAUGCUUGAAAUAAAGGCUCUUUCAUGGUUAUCAAAAACCAUCUAUUGUAACUCUCUCCACCACUAAAGCAGAAUGUAUAGCAACUGCUAGUAGUGACAUUGGAAGCACUCAAGGAUUAUGCAUUACCACUCGUUAUGAUUACAGCUUGACAGCUUCUCCAUCAAAUUGUCUAAAAAUUCAGCAAUGCAUGGAAGAAACAAGCAUAUUGAUGUAUUAGAUUUUACUUUCUGCAUGACUUGACAAAAGAGGGAACCAUCACACUUUCUGCAUGACUUGAGUAAAUAUGAUUUUCCAUUAUAUAACAACUUAUUGAAAUAAUUGCUUUUUGUAUAGUGCUUUUGGUCAUGUUCAAUAAAGCAGCUCUCACUUCUUACAAUUUCCCAUUUGCAAAUGUCAUUACACUUUCUCAGAUGGUGUGUGCAUUUGUUAUUCUCUAUGUGUUGAAAUCCUUCAACAUAAUUUCUUUCACAACUGGUGAAUCCCAAAACAGCUCUAAGUCUAAAAACUCAAUAUUAUUUGUGCCCUUCAGCACACUAGUCCACACAUUUCCUCUAGCAAUAACAUAUUUGUUGUUCAUGGUGGUGACCAUGGAAGCUGUGCGCGGCAUUAACAUUCCAAUGUACACCACUCUUAGAAGAACUAUUGUGGCAUUCACAAUGAUCAUGGAGUAUUUUCUAUCCGGGAAGAAACAUUCAAGCUUUGUUCUUGGAAGUGUUGGGAUAAUCAUAGUUGGUGCUUUGGUUGCUGGAGCUAGAGACUUAUCAUUUGAUGCUUAUGCCUAUUCAGUUGUUUUCAUAGAAAACAUGUGUAAAGCAGUGUACCUUGCUUCUAUCUCUCGUGUAGGUAAAGCUAGUGGUCUUAAUAUAUUUGGUCUUGUAUGGAGCAAUGUGUUGAUUUGUGGACCAAUAUUGUUUUUUUGGUCCUUGCUUAGAGGUGACCUACAAUCAACACUCAACUUCCCAUACUUGCUCUACCCUGGAUUUCUGGUUGUGAUGGUUCUGUCAUGUGCUUUUACUUUGUUUAUAAACUACAUUGUGGUUUUAAAUACAACUGUCAACUCAGCACUUACACAGGCAAUUUGUGGUAAUUUAAAGGAUGUUUUUACUAGUGGGUUUGGAUGGAUAUUAUUUGGAGGACUUCCAUAUGAUUUGGUAAAACACAAAUCCCUUUGGGAACUUAAAAUCUUCAUUGGAUUCAUUUACACUAUUCAUUUCUUUUCAUGUAAACUACUACUUAUUAUGUGUUGUGUUUUGGUGUCAUGCAGUUUAAUGUUGUUGGUCAAUCACUUGGCUUCUUUGGGUCCUGUUUGUAUGCCUAUUGUAAGCUCCAAGGAAUAUGAAGAUGACAAAUUUCAUUUUGAGAUCAGACGCAGUAAACUAGAUUUCUCUUCAAGUUUCUAUUUUCAUAUGUAGUUUAAGAAAUGUAUUUUAGUUGCAAUGUUAAGGUAGAAUGGUGCAGUUUAUAACAUGCACAUUCAGAUUUUGUUCUUAAAGAUCAGUAUUCUGAAAACACAUCUCUGAUGGAAAUCUCAACCAAUCACGUGAUAUUGUGUUUUGAGUGAACAUUUUAGGAGUGGCUGUGAACUUUUCUACUGCUAGCUUCCACGCAGGUGUUUUGAGUGAACAUUUUAGGAGUGGCUGUGAACUUUUUUUACAUAAAUACUUUUUCUACUGCUAGCUUCCACGCAGGUGUUUUGUUCUGAAUACUUCUACCAAAUACUUGUUUUAUUUACUCUUAAAUUGAUUUUAGAAUGCAUCCACUACUGACAUCCCUGCCGGGAUUGCCUCAUGCGGGCCCUCCAAAGAUGGGAAAUUUUCCCCUCUAUAACGGUGAACAUGUCCUCUGCCCCCUCGAAGUCUUCCUCGAAUAGCUUUUAAACUUUUUUACUAUUAAUUUAGUUAAAAAUAAUAAUUUUUUAUGUUUAUGGAUCUCAUCAGAAUCCAAAGGAACAUGGGCAGGAAACAAAAAACUCCAUGAUGGAGAGAUCCGAGACAAGGAUAGGAAAUAGAUGAUCGGAAGGGGGAUGUAUUCCCCCGCCGUCGCCCCAUUGACAUCCCUAGUGCGAAUUGACAAUUAUUGUGAUGCUGAAGGGGCUAAUGAUAUCUUAGGAAAAUUAGUACUAUUAAUCCCAAAACUUACAAAAGAGGCUCCACUCCUAAAGGCGUCU
Molecule: messenger RNA, 4828 nt
Organism: Vicia villosa (hairy vetch)
Lineage: Eukaryota; Viridiplantae; Streptophyta; Magnoliopsida; Fabales; Fabaceae
Product: UDP-N-acetylglucosamine transporter UGNT1-like
Exons: 7
Coding region: 3006-4073 (355 amino acids)
Cellular component (GO): Golgi apparatus
Molecular function (GO): antiporter activity; GDP-fucose transmembrane transporter activity
Source: RefSeq, a predicted model, not a curated record